AUUGUGGGCGUCGCAGCGCGCCGCAGCGUGUCUGGAACAGGAACUGGUCUGGAGCCGCUGUCAUUCAGCUGAGCGCACAAAGGUGAGCGCACCGUCAGCCAUAUUCCCAUCGCCGGACUCUGUGCUCGUUUUCUCGUAGGGAGGGGAAUUUUCGACCGAAGCUAGACUGGACUGACUCACCGGCUCUGAGGGAGGCUCCGUGGAAACACACUAUAUUCUUUGACAGAAGACAUCUACAACAGGAUACAAAAUGCCUAAACCUGUAAAUGUUCGCGUCACUACGAUGGACGCGGAGCUGGAGUUUGCCGUUCAGCCCAGCACAACUGGCAAGCAGCUAUUUGACCAGGUGGUGAAGACCAUGGGGGUACGUGAAAUAUGGUACUUCGGACUACAGCAUAUGGACAGCAAAGGGUACCUUACAUGGCUGAAACUUGAUAAAAAGGUCUCCGCUCAGGAUGUGAGGAAGGAGAACCCUCUCCAGUUUAAAUUCCGUGCCAAGUUCUUCCCAGAAGAUGUGUCGGAUGAGUUGAUCCAGGAAAUCACUCAAAAGCUGUUCUUCAUGCAAGUGAAAGAUGGCAUUCUGAGUGACGAUAUCUACUGUCCUCCAGAGACUGCGGUGCUGCUGGCCUCCUAUUCAGUGCAGGCCAAAUUUGGUGAUUUCAGCAAGGAAGUGCACAGGCCUGGAUACCUGACCUCAGAUCGCCUCCUGCCCCAACGGGUUCUAGACCAGCACAAGUUGUCACGGGACCAGUGGGAGGAGAGGAUUCAGGUGUGGCAUGAGGAGCAUCGAGGAAUGCUCAAAGAGGACGCAAUGCUUGAGUACCUGAAGAUUGCUCAGGAUCUGGAAAUGUAUGGGGUGAACUACUUUGACAUCAAGAACAAGAAGGGAACAGAGCUGAGGCUGGGUGUGGAUGCCCUGGGCUUAAAUAUCUAUGAGAAAGAAGACAAACUCACUCCGAAAAUUGGAUUCCCCUGGAGCGAAAUAAGAAACAUUUCCUUCAACGAUAAGAAGUUUGUCAUCAAGCCUAUAGAUAAAAAAGCUCCAGAUUUUGUGUUCUACGCCCCGCGGUUGCGCAUUAAUAAACGUAUCCUACAGCUGUGCAUGGGGAACCAUGAGCUUUACAUGCGCCGCAGGAAGCCGGACACCAUCGAGGUGCAGCAGAUGAAAGCACAGGCUCGAGAGGAGAAACAACACAAACAGAUGGAGAGAGCUCAGCUGGAGGGUGAGAAGAAGAGACGAGAGGCCAUAGAGCGAGAGAAAGAGCAGAUGGAGAGGGAGAAACAGGAGCUGAUGAUGCGACUCUACCAGUUUGAGGAGAAGACCAAAAAAGCGGAAAAAGACCUGCAGGAGCAAAUGCAGAGGGCCAUGCAGCUGGAGAGUGAACGGAGGCUGGCCGAGGAGGAGGCAGCCAGAUUGGAGGCAGAGAGGCAGGCAGCACUGCUCGCAAAGGAGGAACUGGCCCGUCAAGCCCAGAAUCAGCUGAAGAGUCAAGAACAGCUGGCUGCUGAGCUGGCAGAACAUACUGCUCGUAUUGCACUCCUGGAGGAAGCCAAAAAACGCAAAGAGGAGGAAGCCAUGACAUGGCAGCACAGAGCACGAGAGGCCCAAGAUGACCUGGUGAAGACCCGCGAGGAGCUUCACAUGGUGAUGACGGCGCCACCUCUCCCUCCACCACCACCUGUAUAUGAACCUGAUGAGAAUGAGUAUGACGAUGGCGAGAGCAACUGUAGUCCAACACCAAUGACCAAAGCUCUGACCUCAGAGUUGUCCCAGGCUCGCGACGACACCAAGAAGACGAAGAACAACUGUUGCAAACAGAGACGUUCUGCGCGGUCGGCCGACGACAAAUACAAAACUCUCCGCAGAUCGCCAGGGCAACACUAAACAGAGGGUAUUGAUGAGUUUGAGGCAUUAUAAAAUAUCUGGACCAGGAAACUUUGGGAGGGAGGGAGGAAAGGCGUCUCAAAGCCCUUGUCCAUUUUCUUUCUGUCCCUACGUCUGAGUGGUCA
This is a messenger RNA of Cyprinus carpio (common carp), 2010 nucleotides long. Its product is annotated as ezrin. NCBI's taxonomy places the organism in Eukaryota, Metazoa, Chordata, Actinopteri, Cypriniformes, Cyprinidae. The transcript has 14 exons. Gene Ontology annotation, biological process: regulation of organelle assembly; regulation of cell shape; positive regulation of protein localization to early endosome. The record is from RefSeq and is a predicted model, not a curated record. Gene Ontology annotation, cellular component: cytoskeleton; apical part of cell; microvillus. Gene Ontology annotation, molecular function: actin binding; cell adhesion molecule binding.